CAGCUGGAAGCGUCUGGCGAAACUCACGUCCGUUCGAAUUCAUUUUCAUUUCCACAUUUCCACCAAUAUGGCCACGACGUCGUCGCCGAUGCUCCAGGUCACGGCCGUCGCUGCCGCCUCGAUGGCCGUCGUGGCCUGCAGCAUGCUCCUCCGCCGCCUCAGCUUCCGCGAGACGAGCCCGCGCCCGAUGCGCCUCACGGCCAGCGAUGCGCCGGCGGCCAUGGCCCGGCCGGCGUUCAAGCGCCCGCACCGCAGCAAGCCGCUACCGCUGCCCGCCGUGCGCGAAGACGCGGAAGAGACGGGCGAGACGCUCAGCGACAGCAGCAGUGCCAGCCCUCGCACGUCGCGCCGCCGACCGCGCAUCCAAACCGUCAAGCACGCGUGGCGCGCGAUCCAGUCCGUGGGCGAAGCGUACCUCUAUACAGGCCGCGGGCGACGGGAGCUCGAGGCCGCCAUGAACUUUGUUGUGACCGGAGCGACGCAGCAGCUCGGUCUCGACUCGCUCUCGCAGCUCUUCACCAAGCACCCGACGGCCGCAGCGCUCUUGUACGACCACGUCGAUGUGAUCCAAAGCACGGCGCAUGCGCGUGGCGAUGUGGUGCUGAGUCGCCUCGCCGGCGGCCUCCUCGGCGUCUUGCAGCAACUGGACGCUGCCGUCGACGUACCGUCCACGUACACGCUGCUCUAAUGUCGCCUCGACUUUUCAACUGCUACGCUCCUCGGCGUAGAGUACACCACUACGAGUGCUAUCCAGACACUAUCCAAUGCACUAUCUAUUUAAUCCUUCGCUCUAUCCUGUACCUACGACAAAGAGGCGCCGACCAAGGGAGGCGGCCACAAGGACCGAUGCUCCCAGGAUGGGUGCGCGAAUCUUCCGAGCCUCCACCUCGUCAGGCAGCGACAACGUCGACGUCAUGACCCCAACGCCCCUACAAAGCGCGUGAGUCACGGAUGAGUGUCAUCUGGUCCAGCACCGAAUUCUGGUACCGUCCACCAAGUGUUGUCUGGUUGUGCGAUCCAGAUUCAUGUGGCGAAUCACAAAGCAGCACGUCGAUACAUGUCAUCGCACACGUCGAUCUUUGCGCCCCUUUUAUACUCGCUUGCUCGACACGCUUCAUUAAAUGACUACCUUAAAUGACUACCGGUACUACUACACUCAA
Molecule: messenger RNA, 1160 nt
Organism: Saprolegnia diclina VS20
Lineage: Eukaryota; Oomycota; Saprolegniomycetes; Saprolegniales; Saprolegniaceae
Exons: 1
Coding region: 68-688 (206 amino acids)
Source: RefSeq, a predicted model, not a curated record